ACAACGCGUCCAUAGGCAUUCGUUCCUUUACCAUUCACACAACCAUGCCCAUACGAACAACCACAGAGAGUUCUUGCAGCUCUCAGCAAUCCGAUACAGUAGCCAUUGAGACAAUUCUUGAGGAAUUGCGCGCCAAAAACGCAGCAAGGAGAAUUAAAAAGCGUGAACAACUCGAGAAUGAGUAUGAAAAACAAAAGGAAUCUUUGAAAAAUGAUUUUGAGAAACAGAUGGAAGAGAAACUUGCCAAAUUUGUCCAAGACAUGGAUGAACUGCCAGUGAGGAUAAACACGUUGCUUCAGAGACGAGCAAACAUUCUUUCAAGAUUAAAGGAAAUCGAUGACGAGAUGAAGAACCGCAAACAAGAAUGUUUUGCUCAAAUGAAAACAGCAAUGAAGGGUGCUGGUUUGCCGGAAAACUGAUGGAUAGGAAGUUUGUACUCGGCUUGCUCGUUAACGAAUGAGUGUACUACUGAACUCGUCCUUUACUGGUUGUGCAGCACGGAAAAAAGCAUCCAAUUUACCGUCCAAACGUUGCAGACUGUUUUUAAGACGCUUAUUUUCUGAUAUAAGACUCGCUUUUUUCUUUAGCAAAUCUUGUCGAGCUUGCGACAACUUCUGGCGCUCGGAAAGCUCCCCGUUGAGCAUCUCAAUCAUGCAUUCGUGCUCAGAGAGUUCCUUCUUCUCUGGAUGCUUUUCAAGAAAUGCUUCUUUUGAAGAGAGAGGGAUUUUCGUAUAAUAAUGUCUAAACAAGUUAGCGAUGAGAAAAGUUAAAACUCGAUGAAAACAUACUCUCUGCCGUUGAAUUCAUUAAUGCUGGCUUGCAAAUGAAGUUUUAUAUAGCGGAGUUUUUCAAGCUUGUAUGAUGCUGCAUUCAGUUUUUCACGAGCCUCAGCAACAUUCAAGGAUGUCUGGUGCAAUUGCAGAUAUGCAUUACGGUUUGCUUCACGAAGUUUCACAAGCAAAGCAAACAAUUGUCGUUUUUUCAAUUUUCCGUUUUCUGAGCUUUUCUGCAACUGGCAACAGAGUCGCCGAGUGCUUUCUAGACAGUCCAGACAUUGAGUAACAGUCUCCUGUGACAUGUUUAACACGCGCUGCUUGUACAAUGAGCGUUAAACGAAACGUUACAGAAACAAGUUGUGCUAUGUGGGAAUACGGCAGACGAAGCACCUUCUU
This is a messenger RNA of Schizosaccharomyces japonicus yFS275, 1172 nucleotides long. RefSeq lists its product as hypothetical. The record is from RefSeq and is a predicted model, not a curated record. The coding region runs from base 45 to 419 and encodes 124 amino acids. NCBI's taxonomy places the organism in Eukaryota, Fungi, Ascomycota, Schizosaccharomycetes, Schizosaccharomycetales, Schizosaccharomycetaceae. The transcript has 4 exons.